AUGAAGUUCGGUCAGCAACUGCAGAGCUCCUUGAUCAAGGACUGGUACUACUACUACAUCUCCUACGACGAGCUCAAGAGACUCCUCCAGCCCGAACUCCAGUCAAAGCCCACGGCCGACAACGCCCACCCGCCGUCCAAGACAUGGACCGACGAACACGAAACCCGCUUCUACAGCGAGCUUGAGGCCGAGCUUGACAAAGUGUCCAACUUCCAGCAGGUCAAGAGUGGCGAGAUCCAGCGUCGCAUCAAGAUCAGUGAGCGCGAGGUCACCGAGGUCAUUUCCCGCGCAAAGGCUGCUCAGCAACAAGGGGAGAAUGAGCAACGGCACACAGAGGCUCCCAGCGAGGAGGACUUUGGCAUGCUGGAGGAGGACCUGUCCGACAUCAUCGCCGACGUGCACGACUUGGCCAAGUUCACCCAGCUCAACUACACCGGCUUCCAGAAGAUCAUCAAGAAGCACGACAAGCUGUACCCCGACCAGCAGCUGAAGCCCCUCUUUGCUGCUCGCCUCAAUGCUAAGCCCUUCUUCAAAGACAACUACGACCAGUCCAUCGUCGGUCUGUCGCAACUCUACGACCAAGUCCGCACUCGUGGCAACCCGACCCAGGGUGACUCGUCCGCCGGUGGUAGCCAGCAGAACUUCGUCCGCCAAACCACUAAAUACUGGGUCCACCCCGACAACAUCACCGAGCUCAAGCUCAUCAUCCUCAAGCAUCUGCCCGUCCUCGUCUUCAACCCGAGCAAAGAGUUUGAGAUCAAGGACUCUGCCAUCUCGUCCAUCUACUACGACAACACCGACACUUGGGAAUUGUAUGAAGGCCGUCUUAAGAAGACCGAGGGCGCAGAGGCUAUUCGUCUCAGAUGGUACGGCGACAUGAACGUCGACACCAUCUUUGUUGAGCGCAAGACACACAGAGAAGACUGGACCGGUGAGAAAUCCGUCAAGGCUCGAUUCGCGCUCAAGGAGAAGCACGUCAAUGCCUUCAUGCGUGGAGACUACACUGUCGAGCAAGCCUUCGAGAAGAUGCGCCGUGACGGCAAGAAGAGCGAAAAAGAGAUUGCCGACCUCGAGCAGCUCGCCAGAGAGGUCCAAUACCGUGUCAUUGCCCGCAAGCUGGAACCCGUCACCCGUUCAUUCUACAACCGCACCGCCUUCCAGCUGCCUGGAGAUGCCCGCGUCCGUGUUUCGCUCGACACCGAGUUGACCAUGACUCGUGAAGACAACCUUGAUGGACGUCAACGUGCCGGCAAGAACUGGCGCCGUAUGGACAUUGGCAUUGACUGGCCAUUCAGCCAGCUGCCUGCAGAAGAUGCCGAGCGCUUCCCGUACGCUGUUCUCGAGGUCAAGCUGCAAACCCAAGCCGGUCAGCAGCCCCCUGAGUGGAUUCGUGAGCUCGUCGCUUCUCACUUGGUAGAAGCAGUACCCAAAUUCUCAAAGUUCAUCCAUGGUACUGCAACUCUCAAUCCCACUCGUAUCGACCUGUUGCCCUUCUGGAUGCCUCAGAUGGAUGUCGACAUCCGCAAGCCUGUAUCACAUCGUUUCGGUAUCGAACGCCCUGGCCAAAGUACGGAUAUUUCCACCAGUGGCCAAAUGGACGACGAUACUGAUGACGAGAUGGAGGAUGCUGCCAACCUGCCUGCCGGAGACGAUAAUGAAAACUAUCGUCGUCUAAGGGCCGCCAGAGAUGCUCUUGAGCAGCACGAAAUCGCCCAGCGCAUGGAUUAUGGCACCACUAACGGCGGUGCUGAUCCCAACUCGCUUGACGAAGAAGAACGUCUGGCCGCCAGACCCCUCGCAGACGAAGAUGACUACCCGCUUUACGACAGCGACGAUGAGGAUGAUGACCUCGAGGAGGCCAAGCGUAUCGGCGGCUGGACAUACCGUCGCAAGCUGUUGGCAAACUACGCUGACAAGGUCGGCGACAAGUUAGCGAGCGCUUUCAGACUUGCGGCACCCAAGCCCACUACUAUGCCCUCCAACGGCAAUGCUUCCAUGGGGAUCCCAAGCGCGAGGAACAACGACCAGAUUCGAGAGAAGCGGUACAAGGCACCAAAGGGUAAAAAGAUUCACGUACCCGUGCGUGUCGAGCCCAAGGUCUUCUUCGCAGCCGAGAGAACGUUCUUGUCAUGGCUUGAGUUCAGCAUCAUCAUUGGCAGUAUCGCUGCCACCCUCCUCAACUUUGGUGACACCGCCGCCUUGGCUUCUGCCUGGGCCUUUACCAUUGUCGCCUUGUUCGCAAUCUGUUACAGCAUGGGACUCUACCUCUACCGUGUGCAAUCGAUCCGCAGUCGUCGCGCCAUCACAUACCAUGAUAGAUGGGGCCCUAGCGCAUUGUGCGUUCUUUUGUUUGCCGCAGUAACCGUAUCUUUUGCGUACAGAUUCACACAUGGUAGCGAAGGUGGUCUGAAAGGAGACAUCAAGGGAUAA
Molecule: messenger RNA, 2430 nt
Organism: Aureobasidium subglaciale EXF-2481
Lineage: Eukaryota; Fungi; Ascomycota; Dothideomycetes; Dothideales; Saccotheciaceae
Exons: 3
Coding region: 1-2430 (809 amino acids)
Biological process (GO): polyphosphate metabolic process; microautophagy; vacuole fusion, non-autophagic
Cellular component (GO): vacuolar transporter chaperone complex; fungal-type vacuole membrane
Source: RefSeq, a predicted model, not a curated record